AAAAUCCAGGGAUUGUGUAGAAAAUGAUGGCUGGGAAAUUGUUUCCUGAAACGUAUAUCGGCGAUUCCGAGGAAGUAUGUAGAAAAAAUCCAUCUGGAAAGAAACAUCUCAUGCCCCAAAGAGACAUCAAGUCUGCAAGCCUCUUGAGUUUUGAUAAUGUAUCUCACGAUAGUGACAAUUUGGUGGAUUCUGGAGAACUGAAGGAGCAGUUGGCUUCUGAAGGCAUUCCCCACAGUGAAGAAGUGUAUGUUGGCAAAGAGAAAGAGACAGAGCAAAUGCCCAGUAGUUACCAGAAGGAAGAACAUGAAGGAAAUCAACAGCAACAGAAACCACAAUAUACAAAUUUGCUUGAUUUUAGAUGGCUGCAGGAGAAGGAGGAGGAAGAAGCAGCUCACCAAGAUGAUUCUAGUAGUAUACUGGAAGAUCUUAGCAGCCAAGGGGUAUUUAUGAAACAUUCAGCAUGUGAUGCUCAGGAAGGGCUUUGGCCCCCGCCUGGGGACAAUACAGAAGAACAUCUGGAGCCAAGAGUGAAUGAGGUGUCUUUGAUAGAUAGCUUUGAAUCCGAUGGAAAACUCCUGCCAAAGACCAAUCUUUCAAAGUCCAGCUGCCCUGAAAGCAGUCCCGUGGACCAUGAGGGCUACUAUCUGUGUGAUGAAGAAGCCCUCCUAAAGGAAUCCAGUGCUUCCACCGGCUAUUAUCCUUGCUAUCGAACGUAUGUGGAGUUCCCCCGGUACCAGGCUCCCAACACUAAUAACCACAGUGAGGGGAAAGGAAGUCCCUGCGAUGCCUGUGUGCAGUGUGAUGGGUCUCUACAGGAAGAAACCACUGGCAGAGAGAAAAGGGGAGUAGAAGCUAACAAUCACUUAAAAGAGCUUAAGGUAUCAGUAGCUCUCUGUGAUUCUUCCCAUGGCCAACCUAGUGGUGGCUCCAGGCCUGGAUCUGGUGGGAGAAAGCUAGAAGGACCUGGAGGGAGGCGUUUGAGGCCACCUAUCAACAGUGGCCAAGAGUCAGGUAGCACUCGGAAGGAGCAAGAGGGAACUCUGAAGCCCCGCACCCCAGGGAACUCCCCAUCCAAGUUGAGUGCAAGGCUCACUGAUCCCAAAGAGCCACCAGCCUCAGUGCCACGGAACAGCCUCCUGCUGCCAACAGCCAACGUGAGCAGGAAAUCUCCCCAGAAAAGGAAGCACAGAAGUGGCCAAGCAGAUGAGAAGGAGCAGGCCACAUCGAUAGAACUAAAGCCACUGCUCCAUGACCAGCGCUCGUUGCCCCCGAGUCCAGAGGAGAAGACAGGACCUCUAAAGGUGUGCUGCUAUGGCACAGAAGCAGCAGGGGAGAAUACCCAGGUCCAAUUGGCAAAGGACAGAAAGAAGCUGAGCCCUCGGCAGCUGCCUUCUGCUGUGCCCUCCACCGUAGCCGCUGAGUCUCCCCCCAGUCCUACAGAACCCCACACCACCUCCUCCCGUCUCAGCUUCCACACCAUCGUCUCCUGGGUCUGGAGGAUCUUCAAGAAACCGCCCCCGGCACAACCACAGCCUAGUACCAGUGGUGAAGCUGAAAUAGGAGGCAGCAGCCAGUCGCUGACCACUCGCAUAAGACUGUGGCUCACCCUGCGCAGCAGCCGCAUUCACCCCAGACCACCCUGAGGUUGGUGAUCCACCUCGGGGGGGAACCAGGAGAC
Messenger RNA from Python bivittatus (Burmese python), 1678 nucleotides. The record is from RefSeq and is a predicted model, not a curated record. NCBI's taxonomy places the organism in Eukaryota, Metazoa, Chordata, Lepidosauria, Squamata, Pythonidae.